Molecule: messenger RNA, 1919 nt
Organism: Sinocyclocheilus rhinocerous
Lineage: Eukaryota; Metazoa; Chordata; Actinopteri; Cypriniformes; Cyprinidae
Product: protein asteroid homolog 1-like
Exons: 4
Coding region: 93-1874 (593 amino acids)
Source: RefSeq, a predicted model, not a curated record
ACGCCCAAAUGAUGAACCACGAGACGGAUCUACAAGGAAGAAUAUACAGCGCAUAACAGUAGGUGCAUAACACACUGCAUUUCUGUGGCAUCAUGGGGGUUCACGGACUUACGAGUUUUGUGGAAGGAAAUCGUCAGUUCUUCACAGAUAUGAGACUGCGAGACUGCCGCCUUGUGAUUGAUGGGUGUAGCUUAUAUUUUCGAUUAUAUUUCAACUCUGGAUUGGAUCAGGCACGGGGUGGAGACUACGACACGUUUGUGGUGUUGGUUCGACAAUUUUUUGCAGCACUUUCUGAAUGCAGCGUGCAGCCGUUCGUCGUGUUAGAUGGUGGAAUGGACCAGACAGACAAGAAGUUCAAGACACUACAGGAAAGAGCCCAAAGCAAGAUUCGAGAGGCUAAUGCUCUUUCCCGAGGAUCGCACGGUUGCGUUCUCCCUCUGCUUGUAUGUGAAGUCUUCAAACAGGUCCUUUCAGAGCUUGGCAUACCUUUAGUUCAAUGCAUUUCCGAAGCUGAUUUUGAAAUAGCCUCUCUUGCCAAACACUGGGGAUGUCCAGUUCUGACCAAUGACAGUGACUUCUACAUCUUCGACCUUAAAGGUGGCUACCUACCGUUUUCAUUCUUCCAAUGGAAUAACGUCAGCGGUAUGGCUACAGAACGCUACAUCCCUGCACGCCAUUUCACCGUGAACCGCUUCUGCUCACAUUUCAACCACAUGAACAAGCAGCUCCUCCCUCUAUUUGCUGUUGUCAUCGGGAACGACUACACACCUGCUAAAAUAACCGAGAUUUUUUUCAGCCGCGUGGAAUUCGAAAGAGCACCCUCCGGUCGGAAGUAUGGACGAAGUUCCAGUCCUCGAGUCGAGGGCUUUUUGCUCUGGCUGUCACAGUUUACCAGCCUAGUAGAUGCUCUGGACGAAGUCCUGGAGAUUUUGGGUGAACAACGGAAAGGAACCUUACGUACGCAGCUCUCCGCAGGAAUGCAGGACUACCAGCUUCCUCACAGUAGCAGUUUGGCUCAAUACUUCUCAAGUCCCCAACCUGCACUUCCAGAUGCCCAGGGGCUCCCAGCAGCACUGGUUUCUCAACCCAAAUGGCUUUUAAGGAUGGUUGCAUCAGGUAGGCUGUCGUCCUUUGUCUUGGAUGUGCUUGUACACCAGAAGGUUCUGUUGGUUGCACAGGUGGAGAAUAGUCAUUUGCCUAGCAGUCAUACAAGCUCACUGAGUAUCCGAAAGACCAUCUACAGCCUUCUGCUUGAAAAGGGAAGACAGGAUAGUCAGACGCCACAGGGAGUCACCGAUAGAGGAAGAGGAAGGGGAAGACAAUCUCAGGGUAAAGGAGGACAGCAAUGUGACAUCCCAUGUGUUGAUGAGUAUGACAGACAAGAACUUAAUCUCAAGAAAAACACAGUGGAGGCUCACCGACCCAACUGUGUGCCACAGCUGACUCUUGCAGCAGUUGACAAGGCGUCUACACAAGUGAGGCUGCAGGUGUUGUUGGGAACACUCGGUGUGAUGGACAGUGUUUUACAGCCUUUACCCCCUCAUCUUUGCCUUCCUGUGUGUGUGACGUAUUUCUGGAUGAACAACUGUAAACCAAAGCCCAGUCAUCCUCUACUGCAGGCCAUAUUAUUGGGACUGGUGUACGGGGAACUCAGCUGGAGAAGAGCCCAUCCUAAUGACCCACUAUUUGGCAGCAAAGCUUCUGCUUCUGUAUGUCAGAGAUUAUCUCAGCUAAGGGUCAAUCCAGGACAAAGGAGGGGCCUUGAUCUGGGUUUGGCCCAUUUGCUCAGCCAGUGGCAGUCAUGUAUGUGGGUGGCGUUGUUCCUGAACCAGUUACUGUGCUUCCCGCUACCUGAACCUCAAUGUGCCUGGUAGGGUUUGGCCAUAAAACAAUCCCAGUGAAAUAUUUCGUAGUUCUCA